Molecule: messenger RNA, 1634 nt
Organism: Stegastes partitus (bicolor damselfish)
Lineage: Eukaryota; Metazoa; Chordata; Actinopteri; Pomacentridae
Gene: ap1m2
Product: adaptor related protein complex 1 subunit mu 2
Exons: 12
Coding region: 143-1417 (424 amino acids)
Biological process (GO): vesicle-mediated transport; intracellular protein transport
Cellular component (GO): clathrin adaptor complex
Source: RefSeq, a predicted model, not a curated record
GCACCUUCAGGAACAGCAGACGGUGGGUCCGAGGUGUCCGCAGCUUAACGAUUUUCUCUGGUUUUCAUGAAGAAACCGCGCCGGUGCCGGUAAAGAGUCGAGCUGAACUUUAAACUGUUUGCUCUGAGAAGGUUCAAACAUCAUGUCCGCCUCCGCUAUAUUUGUGUUGGACCUGAAGGGGAAGGUGCUGAUUUGCCGGAAUUACAAAGGUGAUGUGGACAUGGCGGAGAUCGACCACUUCAUGCCCUUGCUCAUGCUGCAUGAAGAGGAGGGACUUCUCUGCCCUGUAAUAUCACACGGCAACGUUCACUUCAUGUGGAUCAAAUACAGCAACCUCUACCUUGUGGCCACCACAAACAAGAACUCCAACGCCUCCCUCGUGUACUCAUUUCUCUACAAACUAGUCGAGGUGUUCACAGAGUACUUCAAAGAGCUGGAGGAGGAGAGCAUUCAGGAUAAUUUUGUGGUCGUCUAUGAGCUGCUGGAUGAGUUGAUGGACUUUGGAUUCCCUCAGACUACUGACAGCAAGAUCCUACAGGAAUACAUCACUCAGGAAGGUGCCAAGCUUGAGGUGGCAAAGAGCAAGGUGCCAACCACCGUCACCAAUGCUGUCUCCUGGCGGUCGGAGGGCAUCAAAUACAAGAAGAACGAGGUCUUCAUUGAUGUCAUUGAGUCCAUCAACGUACUGGUGAAUGCAAAUGGCAGUGUGAUGAGCAGCGACAUCGUGGGCAGCAUCAAGCUGAAAACCAUGCUGUCCGGUAUGCCUGAGCUGCGGCUAGGCCUCAAUGAUCGAGUGCUUUUUGCCCUCACAGGACGUGACAAGGGGAAGACGGUGGCGAUGGAGGACGUGAAGUUCCAUCAGUGUGUCCGCCUGUCGCGUUUUGAGAACGAUCGCACGAUCUCGUUCAUUCCUCCAGAUGGGGAGUCCGAACUCAUGUCUUACCGCAUCAAUACUCAUGUAAAGCCUCUGAUAUGGAUUGAAUCCAUCAUUGAGAAAUUCUCUCACAGUAGGGUGGAAAUCAUGGUUAAGGCAAAAGGACAGUUUAAGAAACAGUCGGUGGCAAAUAAUGUGGAGGUGAGGGUCCCUGUUCCCAGUGAUGCCGACUCACCCAAGUUCAAAACCAGCACAGGCAACGCAAAAUAUGUCCCUGAAAAGAACAUGGUGGUGUGGACCAUCAAGUCUUUCCCUGGAGGUAAAGAGUUUCUCAUGAGAGCCCACUUCGGUUUGCCAAGUGUGGAGAAUGAUGAGAUGGAGGGCAAACCUCCAAUUACUGUCAAAUUUGAAAUCCCGUACUUCACAGUCUCAGGAAUACAGGUGCGGUAUAUGAAAAUCAUAGAAAAAAGCGGUUACCAGGCUUUACCCUGGGUCCGCUACAUUACACAGAGUGGAGAUUACCAGCUGAGGACCAAUGUGUAAAGGUUUACUGUGUAUUCCUCAUAUCCAGGACUUCCAGAGGAGCAUCAAUGAUCACUUUAACCAGACUGAAAGAAUGUCUUAAAAAUUUCACUUGCUCAAUGCAAAGUCAAUGAUCUUGUUUUAUGAAAUCUGUGUGGAAAUUUUAAUGUUUCUACUGUGUGCAAAUUAUUUAAAUGCUUAAUCAUGUUAUUCCCUAAAUACAAUUUUUAAACAGCAA